This is a messenger RNA of Aspergillus vadensis CBS 113365, 462 nucleotides long. RefSeq names its product mitochondrial 54S ribosomal protein uL11m. Gene Ontology annotation, cellular component: ribosome; mitochondrial large ribosomal subunit. Gene Ontology annotation, biological process: translation. Gene Ontology annotation, molecular function: structural constituent of ribosome; large ribosomal subunit rRNA binding. The record is from RefSeq and is a predicted model, not a curated record. The transcript has 2 exons. NCBI's taxonomy places the organism in Eukaryota, Fungi, Ascomycota, Eurotiomycetes, Eurotiales, Aspergillaceae. The coding region runs from base 1 to 462 and encodes 153 amino acids.
AUGGCGAAGAAGGCAUUGGCCAAGGACCAGAUCGUGAAGCUCAUCGUGGGCGCCGGUCAGGCCAGUCCCAGUCCCCCCGUCGGUCCGGCCCUGGGUAGUAAGGGUGUGAAGAGUAUGGACUUUUGUAAGGAAUUCAACGCCAGAACUGCACACAUCAACACCGGUGUCCCUAUUCCUGCGCGUGUCACUGUCCGCCCCGACCGUUCCUUUACCUUCGACCUCCGUACUCCCACCACCACCUAUUUGCUGUUGCAAGCGGCCAAUGUGGAACCUCGCAAGAAUCGCAUCCGUGGCGCCCAGAACCCGGGCCAUGAAUUCAUCGGCAAGAUCUCCCUCAAGCAUGUCUACGAAAUCGCCAAGAUCAAGCACUCCGAGACGCGACUGUCUGGACUGAGCCUACAGGGAUUGUGCAAGAGUGUCAUUGCCCAGGCCAAGUCCGUUGGCAUCCAGGUUGUACCAUGA